AUGAAUGGCAAUGAUAUGGAGGAAAUACCGUUUCAUAAAGUCAAGACCAAGAGGAAGAAGUGCUUCCACUGCUGCUGCUCUCCGCCUGCUGCCGCGGUGGCGGGAGCGGGAGCCAGGCUGGGAGAACCUCCUCCUCUGCUGCUGCUGGAUGCCAUUGCCUGUGAAGAUGAGUUCGACUGCAAGGAGCUGGAAGCUCUUUUCCAGAGCUACAACCUGAAGCUGGAGCAGAAGUCUACCCUCAAAGCGCUGGCCGUUCUCAUCGUGCUCACCGCCAGCCUGGCCCUUGUGGAGCUGCUCUCUGGACCCAGCUUGACCAUUUCCAAAGGCUCGCACCCGGUGCACUGCAUCAUCUUCCUUUCUCUCUUCAUCGUCACUAACGUCAAAUACCUGCAGGUCACCCAGCUGCAGCAGAUCGUCAAGCUCACCUUGCUCUUUAGCUUCACCUUCUCCUUCCUCUGCUGCCCCUUCUCGCUAGGCGCCUACGGCAUGGAACCCCUCAGCGCCCCGGAGCAGGGCAUGUGGCAGCUCAUGCUGGUCACCUUCGUCUCGUAUUCACUGCUCCCCGUCCGGACCCUGCUGGCUAUCGUUUUCGGACUCGUGGUGUCCGUCUCCCAUCUCAUCGUCACCGCCACCUCCGUCAGCGCCAAGCGGCAGCGGCUCUGGAGGACGCUUGUGGCCAAUGCAAUCCUUUUUGUCAGUGUAAAUUUGUAUGGAGUCUUUGUGAGGAUUUUGACAGAAAGGGCUCAGAGGAAGGCGUUCCUUCAGGCCAGGAACUGCAUAGAGGACAGGCUGAGGCUGGAGGAUGAAAAUGAAAAACAGGAACGUCUCUUGAUGAGUCUUUUGCCUAGGAAUGUUGCAAUGGAAAUGAAGGAAGAUUUUUUGAAGCCUCCUGAAAGGAUUUUCCACAAGAUUUACAUUCAAAGGCAUGACAAUGUUAGCAUUUUGUUUGCAGACAUUGUGGGAUUUACUAGUUUGGCAUCACAGUGCACUGCCCAGGAGCUGGUGAAGCUGCUAAAUGAGCUCUUUGGCAAAUUUGAUGAGUUAGCUACCGAAAAUCACUGCAGAAGAAUAAAAAUCCUAGGUGACUGUUACUAUUGUGUAUCAGGCUUAACCCAACCCAAAACGGACCAUGCCCAUUGCUGUGUUGAAAUGGGACUGGAUAUGAUUGACACCAUCACAUCUGUUGCAGAAGCCACAGAGGUUGAUCUCAACAUGAGAGUUGGAUUACAUACAGGAAGGGUGCUUUGUGGGGUCCUAGGUCUCCGAAAAUGGCAAUACGAUGUCUGGUCAAAUGAUGUUACUUUAGCCAAUGUAAUGGAAGCUGGAGGAUUGCCUGGGAAAGUUCAUAUUACAAAGACCACCCUAGAGUGCCUAAAUGGGGACUAUGAAGUAGAACCAGGAUAUGGCCAUGAAAGGAAUAGUUUCUUGAAGAAACAUAAUAUUGAAACAUACUUUAUUGUGCCAUCCCACAGGAGAAAGAUAUUUCCUGGACUGAUUCUAUCAGACAUUAAGCCCGCCAAAAGAAUGAAGUUCAAGACAGUCUGCUAUCUGCUUGUUCAGCUCAUGCACUGUCGUAAGAUGUUCAAAGCAGAGAUCCCUUUCUCCAAUGUCAUGACGUGUGAAGAUGAUGAUAAGAGGAGAGCAUUAAGGACAGCCUCUGAAAAGCUCAGGAAUCGUUCCUCUUUUUCUACCAAUGUUGUGUACAACACUCCAGGAACACGAGUAAACAGAUACAUCAGUCGUUUGAUAGAGGCCCGGCAAACUGAGUCUGAGAUGGCUGACCUGAACUUCUUUACCCUGAAGUAUAAACAAAUUGAGCGUGAAAAGAAAUACCACCAGCUUCAGGAUGAAUACUUCACCAGUGCUGUAGUUCUCUCACUUAUUUUAGCUGCCUUAUUUGGCCUUGUCUACCUUCUAAUAAUACCACAGAGUACCAUAGUUCUUGUUCUCCUGGUGUUCUGCAUAUGCUUCCUAGUGGCUUGUAUUAUGUACCUACAUGUCACAAGAGUACAAUGUUUUCCAGGGUGCCUAACAAUACAAAUUCGUACCAUUUUGUGUAUUUUUAUUGUGAUCUUAAUAUACUCUGUGGCUCAAGGAUGUGUGGUUGGCUGCAUGCCUUGGGUUUGGAAUACCAAUUCUAGCAGUUCGAUAGUUAUCAUUUCUCCUGGUGGAACAAAUAAAACAAUGAAUGAACUUCCAUGCGAUACAGCCCACUAUGGUUUCCUUUCCUGUGUAGUGGGGACACUCACCUUGGCAAUAUUUCUACGUGUAUCUUCCUUGCCAAAAAUUAUACUGCUGCUUUUUGUUACUAUUUUGUACAUAGUUAUUCUGGAACUCAGUGGUUACAGAAAAGCAGUGGGGGGUGGAUCCUUUUAUAUGCGAGGCUAUGAACCAACACUAGCUAUUUUGCUAUUUUCUUGUGCUUUGGCACUGCAUUCAAGACAGGUGGACUUGAAGCUACGUCUGGACUACCUCUGGGCUGUGCAGGCAGAAGAAGAGAGAGAUGAUAUGGAAAGAGUCAAGCUGGAUAAUAAAAGAAUUCUCUUCAACCUAUUGCCAGCACAUGUUGCACAGCAUUUUCUUAUGUCUAAUCCAAGGAAUAUGGACCUUUACUACCAGUCAUAUUCACAAGUGGGAGUGAUGUUUGCUUCCAUCCCAAAUUUCAAUGAUUUCUACAUCGAACUGGAUGGCAAUAAUAUGGGAGUGGAGUGUUUACGCCUGUUAAAUGAAAUUAUUGCUGAUUUUGAUGAGCUUAUGGACAAAGAAUGUUAUAAGGACAUAGAAAAAAUCAAGACAAUUGGAAGUACAUAUAUGGCAGCUGUGGGACUUGUACCUACUUCAGGAACUAAGGCUAAAAAAUCAAUUUAUUCCCAUUUGAGUACACUCGCAGAUUUUGCAAUAGAGAUGUUUGAUGUUCUUGAUGAAAUCAACUAUCAGUCUUACAACGAUUUUGUCCUAAGAGUUGGUAUUAAUGUUGGGCCUGUAGUAGCUGGAGUCAUUGGAGCCAGACGACCACAGUAUGAUAUCUGGGGAAACACUGUAAACGUUGCCAGCCGGAUGGAUAGUACUGGGGUGCAAGGGAAAAUUCAGGUGACAGAAGAAGUUCAGCGAAUAUUAAAGAGGUGCAGUUAUGAAUUUGUGUGCAGGGGUAAAGUCAGUGUAAAGGGAAAAGGUGAAAUGUUGACCUAUUUACUGGAAGGAAAGGCCAAUGGAAAUAAUUCACAAACACAGUCUUUAAACUUAGAGCGGAAAAUGUAUCCUUAUGGGAGAGCAAAUGUUCAAACAAAAUUGGGCACCAGCUGUCCGUCAGUGUCCUCAGUUGCUAGCUUAACUCCAAAAGCUGGCCUUGGAGCAGAUCAAGCAUCUACCACUCACACAAAUCAAACACUGCAUUAUCUUCCUUCUGUGCCAGCUGUGAAGGAGGCUUAG
Molecule: messenger RNA, 3429 nt
Organism: Phasianus colchicus (ring-necked pheasant)
Lineage: Eukaryota; Metazoa; Chordata; Aves; Galliformes; Phasianidae
Gene: ADCY1
Product: adenylate cyclase 1
Biological process (GO): adenylate cyclase-activating G protein-coupled receptor signaling pathway; cAMP biosynthetic process; intracellular signal transduction
Cellular component (GO): plasma membrane
Molecular function (GO): adenylate cyclase activity
Source: RefSeq, a predicted model, not a curated record